AGCUCGCGGCGAACCAGCGGGGAUACAUCCUCUCUGAAGACCGGAAUUGGAGAGGCUCCGGACCCGCCGCCUGGUCGCAUCUGAUUUCCUGCGCCGAUCGCCGCCGGGACUCCCUCCGAGAAAGGUUAGUUUGCCACUCGCUCCGGGUUAAAUUUACAGGGUGUGCAGACAGCAAAGAUUAGGACUACAGAAGGUGCGCCACUUUAAAAAGUUCUUAAAAAUGCAAUUGUACUUGGCGUUUUCAUGGAUCCACACGGGCAACGUGUGCAUUUGAAGACGAGUAGUUCUGCGUUGGUUACACGGGAGCCCUGCUGGUGGUGAUGGGAACAUCCCGCAUCUUCUUUGGGGGUGAUGAUGACACACGGAUCGAGUUACCCAAACUCGAAAUGCAGCCGCAGGUGUGCCGUGUAGCAGCUAAAGGCACCUCUCCGGAGCCAGUGAGGGAUGCCAGCUCCGCUCAGCUGGGAAAGGGCGGCAGAGGCAGCUGACGUCACGCCGGGCGGGGCUCGAGUCUCUAUAAAAUCGGUGGGACGCCAGCCGCUGCAGCGGCGGCCAAGCAGCGCCUCGCCAUGAGCAGCCCCAACUCCUCCCAGCUCCACGCCGCCGCGGGGUGCAGCUCCGGCCAGAUGUUCCUGCAGCCCGUCUGGGACCGCCUGCGGAGGGAGGCCCUCACGCAGUCGCCCUUCUUCCCGGUCAUCUUCGCCAUCACCACCUAUGUGAGCUUCUGCCUGCCCUUCGUGGUGCUGGACCUCCUGUGCCCCUGGGUGCCCGCGCUGCGGCGCUGCAAGAUCCAGCCCGACAGCGCGCCCUCGGCGCGGCAGCUGCUGUCCUGCCUGCGGCAGACGCUCUACCAGCACCUGGUGUUCGUGUUCCCGCUGACGCUGCUGCACUGGGCCCGCAGCCCGGCCCUCCUGCCCCCCGAGGCCCCCGCGCUGCCCCAGCUGCUGGGCCACGUCGUGCUGUGCCUGCUGCUCUUCGACGCCGAGUUCUUCGCGUGGCACGUGCUGCACCACCGGGUGCCCUGGCUGUACCGGACCUUCCACAAGGUGCACCACCAGAACGCGCCCUCGUUCGCGCUGGCCACGCAGUACGUGAGCGCCUGGGAGCUGUUCUCCCUGGGCUUCUUCGACGUGGUGAACGUCUGGCUGCUCCAGUGCCACCCGCUCACCGUCCUGGUCUUCCACACGCUCAACAUCUGGCUGUCGGUGGAGGACCACUCCGGCUACGACUUCCCCUGGUCCACGCACAGGCUGGUCCCCUUCGGCUGGUACGGCGGCGUGGUGCACCACGACCUGCAUCACUCUCACUUCAACUACAACUUCGCCCCGUACUUCACACACUGGGACAGACUCUGGGGGACUCUGCGGCCCCCUCGCGCCAGGUAGCCCGCACCCCUCCCGCGUGGGGGUGGCUGCGGAGGGCAGGGGCUGCCCCUGGGAACCAGGACUGUUGGCGCGUUUUCACACUUGAAUCAGAAGAAACACGCCUGAGCUCUUUUAUUUUUAUAUUUUAGUAAGUAAUUUAUUACCUGCUGGAAAUUUCUAGAGACAAUCUGAUGUGGGUUUUUUUGCAAUCUGAUGAAGUAAUUUAUAUCAAUUUUUGUAUAUCAAUAAUUGUAUACUGGGUGUUGAAUUCUAGCUCACUUCAGUAGCCUUGAUUCCUGGAUCGAUUUAGACAAUUAUCACUGGCAUAUUUAAAUCAUUUCUAAAUGGAUUUGUUUGUAGGACAAAGAAUUUCCUAUGUUUGAAAGUGUUCUAGAAUGAGACUAAAAAUCAUAUUUUUUAAAAUGCAGAAUCUGAUGUCUGAUGCUAUAAACAAUGCAACAUGUUCCUGCUGGACAGUAACUAAGAUGAUCAUACUUUUUUUCUAUUUUUGUUCACAGAAUUUUAUAUUUAUAUGGAAAGAAAUGUUAUUUAUGCUUAAAAAAAAUAUAUGAACCAAAUAAG
This is a messenger RNA of Myotis myotis, 1946 nucleotides long. It is a transcript of the gene CH25H, whose product is annotated as cholesterol 25-hydroxylase. The transcript has a single exon. The record is from RefSeq and is a predicted model, not a curated record. Gene Ontology annotation, molecular function: steroid hydroxylase activity; C-4 methylsterol oxidase activity; iron ion binding. Gene Ontology annotation, biological process: cholesterol metabolic process; sterol biosynthetic process. The coding region runs from base 570 to 1385 and encodes 271 amino acids. Lineage: Eukaryota; Metazoa; Chordata; Mammalia; Chiroptera; Vespertilionidae.